GUAGAUGAAUUGCGUUAAACACUGCGCCAAAACACAACCUUCCCUUCGACCAUCGUGUUAGGAUAUGGAAAUCCCCACGAAACAGAAAUCAGUUCUGCUGACUGUCUGAUAUACCGAUGAACAGCCAAAGGGGAUGAGGUAGGUUACAUGACAUACACGUAGUGUACCAUGUGUCCCCCGCUACCCACACAGCCUCAGUCCUGGAGUGUGACACACUGACACCCGCGCCACAGUCAGGUUGCAUUUCGCCGGAUAUCACCAUGAUUCGGAUUCUGUGAAGAAUGUGUACCAUGUGAGAACAGACCUCGGUUUAUCCGGUGAACAGGGUUGCACUGUACGCCUGACUCCCCAACUGAGCUGCUAGGGUGCUACUAUCACUGACAGCUGGAUACGCCCCUAGCUGAACGAUUCCUGGACGCACCCAGUCAAUCUGCAGCUGUUACGUGUCAAUAUUGCCGGGAUCAGCAGAUGUCCGGGGACGUCCUGCCAUCUCCAAACUGGAAGUUCAGGGUUGAUUACCAACGUGGUACCACAUAGACAGCUAGAUACGCCCUCAUGCGUCAAGUCACUUUCAACAUCUAAUCUUACAGCACCAUGGACAGAGCCUCCGUCCAGAAGCUCGUUGCUGAUAUACUGCGAUGCAUUCAGGACGAGGAACGGAAGAAGCAGGAGGUGAUGGACGCUCUGAAGCACCUAGCAGAUGAACUGGAUGUCAAGCAACGAGACAUGAACAUCGCCAAGACUGCCUUCGCAUCAGGUGGGAUCGCAGCUACGGGCUUAACUGUCGCAGGAAUAGCAGCAGCCCCAUUCACCUUUGGAGCAUCCCUAGGGAUGACCGCAGCGGGCGUUGCUCUUGGUGUGUCCAGUGGUCUUGGUGGACUGGCGACAACCAUUGCUGACAAGAUCAUCAACAGCAAGACGAUGACAGAAGCUCAAGCCAAGAUUGAUGACUAUCAGAAAACUGUUACAGACUUGGCCAGCCUCCUUGAGAGUGUGAAUUCCAAUAACAGCCAUGAACUUCGCAAUAGGAUCACUGAAGAAAUCGACAGCCUGGGAGAAAGUGAGAGUCAGGUGACCCUGGAACUGAUCCUCAGUGGGCUGAAGACAGCAGCAGAGGCGGGCGGAUCUGCUGCCAGGACAACAGCUGUUGUAGGGGCAGUCGCAGCUCGGACCACGUUGGCAGUGGGGAAGACGAUGAUGGACGUGAUGGAGACGGGGGCCAAAGCCAUGAAGGUCGGGGGAGUUGUGCUGUCGGUGUUGACUGUGCCACUGGAUCUGCACACUAUGAUCUCCAACAGCAUAAAGAUCCACAAGAACACGCCAUCUGAAACUGCAGUGGAGAUCCGAAAUAUGGCAAUACAUUUGGGGAAAAUGAAUGCUGAAAUUCGACGAGAACGCCUGAUACAGAUAGUAGACAAAGUACCCACUGAUGUCACUGAACUCGCCAAGAAGUAUGAUACAUGCAACUACCUUCCUACAUUGCUCAAGCUGUUCUGUAUCUGUGUGCAGGUCUCCGCCAUUGUGUUCGUUAUACUUGUUCCACUGACAUGUGUUUUAAUGGAUGUUUGGUUUUCAACUUCUGCCUUCUUGAAGUCAUGUGCAACAACUGUAGUUGUGUGUGGACUAGUCAAUCUUGUGUUAGAAAUGUACUUGAUUAUUUCAAAUAAUUCCAUUUGGGAUGAUGUGGAGUCGAAACUUGACAAAUUUGUAAAUGCAAUUACGUUUGUCACCCGCAUGGAUGACGAUGAUGAUUUCCGAGUUGAAGUGCGUUCAUUACAUUGUACAAUUCAAGGCAAGAUCCAUGCUGGGGAGUAUAUGAAAUGUAUCAAUGGUGAGUUUAUAUUGAUUGCAGUAACAUUGAUCCUCGAUGUCUGCCUUUUUCUGCAUUGCGGACAAGGAGAGGCUACGGAAACCGCAGUCUUGAAUUUCAAGACAUCCAAAGACGCUGCCAAAUCUCUGGCAGUCUACACCAAUAACCAUCAUAUGGUUGGACUCGGUGGACUGAUGUUUGGUGUUCUCUCUUUACCGAUAUCACUGUUUCUCCUGCAAUCCUUGAGUUCAACAGUUCGUGGCCUUAAGAAAUCAAAAGUAGCUGAGGCUAUGGAGGAUCUUGGGGAGGAUUUCAGACAUCGCUUUAACAAACUUCUCGUUCAAGCUGAUUAUAAUUCGACUCCAGUUUAAACAUAGAUACCGAGGCUAUAUUAAAAACAGAAAUACAGACCAGCGUGAAAUGCAUUGUCAAUGCAAUAAAACAGCAUAUGUUUUAUACCAAUUAGCUAGUCGGAGAGGGGGGAUCGGAAUGGCCGAAAUCGUCCCAUAUGCACCAUGCUUGCCUAAAGACAUCAAAUCGAGUGUCACUAAUUAUAUGGCUAGAUCACAUCGUCAGACUCUACACAGUGAGACGCUGUUUGUCCAGACAAACUUUCAGGUGAAAACGACCGAAUUAAGAAAUGACCGGAUAAACAAAUCAUGAGUACAUUGUAACUGUAUUAGGACGUCCCCACCAGGAAUCAGGCUGAUUACGAUGUGUCCAGACUGUUUCACUGUGUAGUGUAAUCCCCACCCCUUAAUGUUCAUCCUACUUCAAUCAUGUUCUCCUUAUUUGUUCAUGUUUAUCCUACAAUUGGCAAUUGACUAGAGAUUUCUUAUAAUUAUGAAAUGGGUUAAAUUGCAUUUUAAUUAGAAAUAUUAAACUGUAAUGACCUCA
Messenger RNA from Haliotis rufescens (red abalone), 2707 nucleotides. RefSeq lists its product as uncharacterized. Gene Ontology annotation, biological process: lipoprotein metabolic process; lipid transport. Bases 595 to 2181 code for a protein of 528 amino acids. Gene Ontology annotation, molecular function: lipid binding. Gene Ontology annotation, cellular component: extracellular region; membrane. The transcript has 4 exons. NCBI's taxonomy places the organism in Eukaryota, Metazoa, Mollusca, Gastropoda, Lepetellida, Haliotidae. The record is from RefSeq and is a predicted model, not a curated record.